AUGGUUUCUCUGCCGAUGGGAGCAAACCCUUGGAUGCCAAUGUAUCCCAUGCAGAUGCCUCAGAUGCCUAUGAUUCCCCUUGCUAUUAUCCCGACACCAACGCAGUCCCCGCCUCAGCAGCCACUCGUGCCACUAGCGGCUGUGGCACCAGCGCCUGCACCUGUACUGGCGGCUGCCCCGAUGGGUGCAAACCAAGCACGUGCAGAGGAGAUCUGCAGUAAAAUGCUUGAAGACGUAGAUGCAGACCAUAAGCAGCACUGCGUGAAGACGGUGUUGAAGUCGAUGGAGAAAGGGCACUCAGAGCAGCAGUCCAUGUUCAUGGCCAAUGCGACGAUGCAGCUCCUUCAGCUGGGCCUUCCAGCAGCCGCUGCCGAUGCCGGGGCUCUGGAAGCUCUGCGUGGCUUCACUGACGGGAUGCCUUUCCACAAGGCGCUGAACCAGGGCCAAGCUGCUGCAAUUUACGAGAAUGCAUUGCUGAGUGGUUACACGCCAGCAGCGGCCAAGAUUGCCCGAAUGAACGCCCUCCGCACCUUGGAAGCUGGAUACUCCAGAAAGGCAUCUCUGGUGGCCAGUGAGUCAGCGGCCAAAGCCAUCGAAGCGGGCCUGACCCCGGCGGCCGCAGAGGCAGCUGCAACGGCCUCCGCCAAUGCAAUCAGAGAUGGAAAGUCUGUGGAGGAGGCUGCUGCAGCUGGUGCUGCCGUGGCACAAGUGACUAAGGAUGGCUCGCACAUCGUUAUCCACAUUCACGAUCACGAUGCAGACGGCCAGGUCACGAAGUACCGGUACCAGCCAGGUUCGGCGGACAUUGCAGCACCUGUCUCAACAGGUCCAGGGACUGCCCUAGAUGCUACACUGCCAGCUCAGAAAGCUGAACCACCACCGCCAGCCAAAGAGCUCAGGCCUGUCACGAAACCAUUAUUUGUGGCGCCAGCGCCGGCAGCAACUCAAACAUUUGAUACGGGCAAAGUGACGGCACCAGUGCCCCCGCCGGUGAAGCCUCCACCGCCAGCACCACCGGUACCAGUGCCACCCGUCGCCGUGCCUCUUCCUGUACGUGUGUCAAAGCCGGCAGCAGUUGCUCCAAGCCCAGAAGCUGGAGGCGGAAUGGAUGCGCUUCUGAGGCCGCGCAAGUUGCCCGUGGAACCGGCAGCCAUGCCAGCACCGGCGGCGCCAGCACUGCUAAAGCCUGCAUCCGUGCCAGUCGUUUCAGCACCUGUGCCUUCCACUGUCAUGGCCGCAGCACCGGCACCGGCAACGACCGGCUCUCAAUCGAGUGCUGAUGCCAUUGGGCAGAGGACAGGAAAAAGUGCAGGAGGAGUGGCGGAAGUGCGCAGCGAUGCGAGUCCAAGCACAGUCGCAGGUCCGACCACGAAAGAUUCUGUGGCAAAGAGCAGUGAAACUCACCAUGACUCGUCUACGGAAGCAAGUAGCGGAGCAAGUUCAUCAGCUUCAGAGGAUUCUGUGGCAUCGCCACAAGCGGAACCUGCAGGCCCAGGCGGCGACUCUGUGACGGGUGGUCAAGCUGCGCCAGAGGCAAAGGCAGCCAAGGCGACUGCAGCCGAGGUCACUGGGGUCCCGCAAAGCUCUGAAGCAACUACUCGUACAGCCUCUUCCAAGGCCCCAACCUCCUCGGCAGAACAGGAUGAGAGCUUUUUCGAUACCGUUCUGGACACGGUGAAGGAAGCUGCCUCUUACGUCCCCUUCGUGCCUUGGUCCUUGCAGGGGGAGACCAACGAGUUUGACCAGCUGCUGAACGGCUUGAAUUGGGAGCGACCAGAGGUGCAUGGCAAGCCACUGCCUCGCAGUGCUUGCUGGCUAACGACCGCCGGCUGCUCUUGCACGUACCGGUACAGUGGCACAUCAUGGCCAAACAUGGUAAUGCCUCAGUGGUUCGUUGAUCUGACUGACGAGGUAUGCCGAGCUUGUGAAGUGCCAGAGCGCCCAAACUCGUGCAACGCAAACCUGUAUGAGGACGGUGGUGACUCUGUUGGCUGGCACGCAGAUGAUGAGCCAUACUUCGAUGCAAAGCAUACGGAUGCACUCAUCAUCUCCUUGUCUCUGGGUGCGGCGUGCUACCUAGAUCACCAGGAGAGGGAUGCUGUCUUGGAUGCCACACUGCCGGUUGAGGAGUGCGACUGCCAGGGAGCGGCCCCCAGCGGCCUGAAGUGGCGCAGCUUCCUGGCACAGUUGCGUCAGAACCUCUGGGAUGAUGCCAGCUUCUCGAGGCCGUGGGUCCACGAGCUGUGCGGCGAAGCUUAUCCGGCCUUCUUCGGCACUGUGCGCAUCGACGAGGCCACAGGAGAGGUCACGCAGAUCAAACCGAGCACCUGCAGCGCUGGACUGGUUGCGAUGGCUGCCGUUUGCAGCCAAUCUAUAGCCUUGCAGAUGAGGCAGACGCGGCAGGCCGGAUGGUACUGGACGGAACGUCCGGUGAAAGACGAGGGCAAUGCCAUCGAGGACAUUCUGAAGAGAAUGCCAGCGAAUGAGUGCCUAAAGCUUUGCGAACGGCGGUCUGAUUGUGCAUCAGUUGCUCACGGACCUUUCGGCUGCCAUCUGAAGGACAAGUGCGUUUCACAAGCAGACGAGUUGGUCCUUCCUGGUGUGGCACAGGGCUACAGAACCUACUACCGCAACUCUGGCCGUUGUGUGGAAGCUGGUGUCGAAGAGUCCUUCAAGUCUUCCGACACCGCUCGGGUCAGCGAAAUCCGACUUCUGAUGGACUCGGCCACGCGUUUGCUGGCGACGGCCGUCCACUGUCUGGAUGAAUCAGACUGGCCUUUCUCCGUAGCGGAGGUGUUGGCGAAUCGGAUGAGUUUUGUUGCAGCCGCGUUGCAUGCUCACCAGGGUGAGCACCAGUUCAACUUCGAGUGGCAGCGAGCCCUUCGAUUUGACUUCCCAUCUUCCUGCAGUGCGCCGGCUCGGCGGCAAGCGGGAGACUCCGGCUCCGUGUGCCGAACGUUGGAUAGGCUGCUCAUAAGAUGGGUCCGAGGCUUGGAUUCCGAAGUCGGCUUCUGGCAUGCUUUGAUGGAUCCGGAGACACGGAACAGUCCGGAUGUGGAUCCCGCUGCGUGGCAAAGCGCACGGAUCUGGCUUGACGAAGGUCACGUCAGCUGGCACUACGGCGACAUUUGCAGCUUUGUGGAAACAGCACGGGCAGCUUCAGGCGAGCAGUUUGGCCGUCCACGUGUACUCAAUGCUGGGUCGGGGCCUUUGGCUCCCAAAGAUAUUGCGUGUCAAGAUGGCAAAGCAAUCCCAGUCGUUGCAGCCGACGGCUUGGCAAGAUUCUACAUGCAGCUGUAUGACAUCCUUGGGCACGAGCCGCCUGCAGUGCCAGCUCAAUGUCCUACCGAGCUGUUGCACCAAUGCUUCCCGCAGCAUCAUUUUGACGUCGUGCACGUGCGGAACUCAUUGGAUCACGCCAACGAUCCGCUGCUGGGCAUCCGGCAGAUGUUGGAAGUCGCCCGGCCAGGUGGAUGGGUGCUGCUUCGACAUGCCCGGAACGAGGGUGUGGCGGGCCACUUCCAGCUCGGACUUCACCAAUGGGCGUUCGAUAUUGAAGACUCAGCAGACGGCCCACACUUCGUGAUCUGGAGCCCAUCUCUGCGAGCCGACGUAACGCGGUGGCUCCUCUCCUCCAACUUGUCCACGGAAGUUCGAGCUGAGUUGCGGCCCCACCCGUCUGGCGGCCCGGAGCAGAAGAGUGACGGCGAUGGCUGCCAGUCGCAGCGGAUGGUGAAGCGAAAGAGAGCGGGCAUCGAGUGCUCAAAGUGCCAGGUAUUGGCCGACGGGUCGAACGGAGUUCGAAUCAACCUUACCUGGCGAUGGGUACUGGUUCACGACCGUGGUUGUGCAAAGCGCGGCAAUGGCCGCGCAGCCAGCGAACCGGUUCGUGUGCCGCGCAAGGCAGCGGGAGACGAGACGAAGAAGGCAGCCACGCAAGCGGCCGCCUUGUCAACAGCCGCAGCUGUGCAAAGCAGAGCGAUGCAGGUGGCGGCGGCUUCUGCUGCGUCAGCGAAGCUUUCACGGGCCUCCUCUGCUACGGCGACGCAGCAAACCUCUGGCCGAGACGGCGGACGUGCUACACCAGUGCUCAGACCGCAGAGCCCAGGCGGCCUGUGGGUUCAGGGUGACCGAGCUGAACGAGACAGGGCCCCGCAACCCCAAGCCAAGCUGCUGCGGUUGCCAGAGGACUUGUCAACUUCAGGGCAAGGCAGCGUUCCGGAGUUUUCCGAGAUUAUGGACAAGGCACGCCGUCUGAUGGGACCUGAGCCAACCGAUGGCGCUUCGCAGAGGCACCGGGCAACUUUGUCGACGGCCUCAGAGCUACGCGGCAGUGGGGCCCGUGACAGAAGGACUGACCAGCAGGAAAGGGGCCGUUCCAACAUGGAGCAGGCCGCUGACGUGGGCACUUCUUCUGCAGGCCGUGACCCGGGAUUGUCCAACAACCUCACAGGCGCCCGAGAUGUGGUUCCGUCUUCAGAUGCCUUCCGUGAUGAGGAUGGGCGCGACGAGCAUACUAGGAGUCGUCGGCAAGUCUCCUUGAAGGAGGCGGACCAAGCUAGCAGAGGGCGUCGCCAAAGUGGGGCACCUGCUGCAAAUGCCCUCGACGAGGAAAUCUACAGCAAGGCUGUGAAGCUCAUGGGCCCAGACGCGGUACAGAGGCCAGCUGCCCUUAGAGAGCCAGGGACUCAUGGUGCCUCAUGUCCGGUAUGCACACCUAUGCAGCUCUACUGUAUGGAGUUAUAUGAUGGCAGUUAG
This is a messenger RNA of Symbiodinium sp. CCMP2592, 4758 nucleotides long. The record is from the annotation of a GenBank genome assembly. NCBI's taxonomy places the organism in Eukaryota, Dinophyceae, Suessiales, Symbiodiniaceae.